Molecule: messenger RNA, 1561 nt
Organism: Chenopodium quinoa (quinoa)
Lineage: Eukaryota; Viridiplantae; Streptophyta; Magnoliopsida; Caryophyllales; Amaranthaceae
Exons: 2
Coding region: 80-925 (281 amino acids)
Cellular component (GO): plasma membrane
Molecular function (GO): protein phosphatase 1 binding; protein phosphatase regulator activity
Source: RefSeq, a predicted model, not a curated record
AACGUUCAAAUUAAACAAACUACCACGCACAAAAAACAGUCAGGGCAAAUAAUCAAGUAAUUAAGAUCACAAAGUAUGGAUGAAAAGGUACUGCUCAAGGCUGCAAGAUUUUGAUCUUGAGCUAUCCGUAACCGGUGAUAGCGAAGGCUCAGUGUCCCUUCAUUAUGCUGCCUACCAUGGAAGAGUUGAUAUUGUAAAAUUGUUGGUGUCUCGAAAUCCGACAAUUCUUGCACAUACCAAUUAUAAGGGUGAAAAUGCUCUCCAUGUUGCUGUCAAAAGGAAACAAAGCGAUGUGAUGACAGUCCUUGGAGAUAUGCUCGAAACUUUAGGGAUUGAAUUCUGCAAUCAAGUAAUGAGGCAGGCAAAAGAUGAAAACGGGAAUACUGUUGCGCAAUUGAUACUUACUUCUAAAUCACAGGUACCUGGAGUAUUUGAAACGUAUACUCAAAACAGUCGUGACGAAGGUGCCAGCACGGGCAACAAUGAAAUGAACAUGGACCUAUUUGUGAGGGAGGCCAUGAUUGUGAUCGGGGUGCUUAUAGCAACAGUGACGUUCCAAGCACUGAUGAGUCCUCCCCAAUCAUUGUUAAAGGAAGGCAUCGCGAAUAGGAAUUCAUCUAGGGCUGCUGUAUUAUUCCUGUCUACCAACUCGGUAGGAUUUUUGACUAGUUCACUCAGCAUUAUCUUCUACUCUAUGAAGGAGAGUGUAAUUAUGCUCUAUUUCUGGGUUGGAGCUUCCUUUCUUUGUACUGUUAUAAGUUACAUUUGUGUUUUGAUGUCUACGAUGAAGGAUGAUGAAGUAUUUUUUACGGUCUUCCGCACAUCAAUCAUAAUGGCACUACCCAAUCUGAUAAUUUCCCUGUAUUUUUCUUCUCCCGAAGUAAAAAACUUUGUGAAUAAAAUAAUAGAAUGUUUAAAAUCGUAAGGGGAUUUUGAGCAUCAACUUCCAUCACUUCACCAGAAAACACCAACGCAAGAGACUACUUCAAGGCUGUAAUCAACUGUAAUAUCAGUUUUAUCGGAUUCUAUGUAUUAAAUUAGUGUGAAUGUGUGACUUCUUUAAUUAAGCUAGUAUUAUCAUUUUUUAGCAGUUUCAAAAAUAAAGCAAGUUUCCUCUGUAAUAAGGGUCUUAAGUUUUUUAGUAGAGCCUUUAUAAUGUCCUGAACUCUAUGAAUCUUAUUUAUUUUGGAUCGUCUCUAAAACAUACUCUGUAUAAUAAUAAUAUAGCUAUGUGAGCUUAUCUGCAAAUGUGCAACAGAAAGUGUUCAAGCUUUAUUAGCAUUAAGCCAGAAAAGACGGAAGCUAAUCCAUGGUUAUGUAUACCCUUGUGUCUAUCUCUUUAAGCAAAUUAAGAAGCUGGAAAGCCUAUGCAAGGCACCAACUAAAGACAUUGCUGAUAUAGUUGAGGUUUUCGUUGAUAUCAUACGUACAAUUGAGAAUUACUGGUAACGAGAGUUGUACAAACUGAUAUCCUGCUAUGUUACUUCUAUGAAAGUUUGUUUUCGUGCUGAGAGAUGUUACAGUGUAAAAUCUCAAUAUUAAAUAAAAUUUCAGUUUUUUU